This is a messenger RNA of Frankliniella occidentalis (western flower thrips), 1826 nucleotides long. RefSeq names its product serine/threonine-protein kinase Nek7-like. NCBI's taxonomy places the organism in Eukaryota, Metazoa, Arthropoda, Insecta, Thysanoptera, Thripidae. The transcript is spliced from 5 exons. Gene Ontology annotation, biological process: protein phosphorylation. Gene Ontology annotation, molecular function: ATP binding; protein kinase activity. The coding region runs from base 436 to 1560 and encodes 374 amino acids. The record is from RefSeq and is a predicted model, not a curated record.
UGGCGUCCGGCCGGGCGGCGGGGCGACCGCCCUCAGUCGUGCCCCGACGCUCGCGCUCGCCACCCACCCACACCGUCAGGGGCCGGCAGGUCAGCCGAGUUGUGCGUUCGAGUCUCUUAGCCUUCGCUCGUCGCGUCACGCCGCCCUUGGCGGACCUCCAUCUCGCGGACCCCAAGCAGUCCCCCCCCCCCCCGGAGUCUUCGCCGUCCUCGAGCACGACGUGAUCCUGGUCCGCGCCGAGGCCUUUGACCCGACAGCGGCACGCCCCGCAGGACAAAGGGCAGUGACAUGCACCCUCGAAAUCAAUGCCUUGCUCGCACUGCGCCGCUGCCGCCCGCAGUCCGGGACCAACAACAACAACGAUAGCAGCAGACGACGCGUAGCCACCGAGGCCGCCGUCGGGGACCGCUGAACCGCCAGGACGGCGUCGUCGCCAUGUCGCAGGCCGAGCUGCUCGCCCUGCUCAACCCCACGGCCAACAGCAGCCAGUACCGGUCCACAGCCGCGCUCGUCGUGGAGAGGCGCAUCGGCAAGGGCCAGUUCAGCGUCGUGUACCGGGCCCGCUCCAAGGCGGAUGGCAGCGUGGUCGCCCUCAAGAAGGUGCUCAUCUUCGACAUGAUGGACGCCAAGGCGCGGGUGGACUGCGUUAAGGAGACCAACCUGCUCCAGCAACUAGAUCAUCCAAAUGUUAUUCGAUAUCUGGCAUCAUUUAUUGAAAACGAUGAACUAAAUAUAGUCCUGGAGUUGGCAGACGCAGGGGACCUCCUGAGAAUGAUUAAACACUUUCGUCGGCACAGGCGACUCAUUCCAGAGCGGACCAUAUGGAAAUAUUUUGUACAGCUUUGCAGUGCAGUUGAUCACAUGCAUUCGAAACGCAUAAUGCACAGAGACAUCAAACCUGCAAAUGUAUUCAUCACAGCAUCAGGGGUGAUAAAAUUGGGGGAUCUCGGUCUGGGGAGGUUCUUCAGUUCAAAAACUGUGGCUGCCCAUUCGCUUGUUGGCACACCUUACUAUAUGAGUCCAGAGCGAAUUCACGAACAUGGUUAUAAUUUUAAAAGUGACAUUUGGUCACUUGGCUGUCUACUCUAUGAGAUGGCUGCUCUCCAGUCCCCAUUUUAUGGUGACAAAAUGAACCUGUACACCCUAUGUAUGAAGAUUGAAGAGUGUGAUUAUCCACCCCUCCCGAGCAGUGUGUAUUCAGACAGUUUAAGAAGUCUAGUGGCUGCAAGUAUCACAGCCAACCCAAACGAUCGACCAGACAUUGGCCACAUGUACAGUAUUGCACGAACUAUGAACAAUCAAUAUAACAGUAAAACGACCAGCGGAGGGAACAGGCCAGGAGCUGGGAGCAGCACCUCAACAGGCUCUCAGAGUAGGCUGGCAACAGUAUCCGGUCAUCGGACACCAAAGUCUGGAGGACUCUUGCCCCUCUCACCGCUUCCCACACCACUGAUGCAGCCCACAGCCCAUGUGCAUCGCAGAAUAAGCAACGUUUCAAUGACGCGUGAGCACCGUGAGACACUGUUUCCCCCUUUGAUUGAAAAAAACAGUGAUUUGUAAUAUUUUUUAUAGUAUGUGCGAAAGAAAAUCAAAUGCCAUGGUUAUUUUAAGGUAUCUCCUAUUUUUAAAAGACCAACUCAUAUUUUGUUUAUGUUUAAACAGAACCUCAAUGUAGUUGUUUUUGCAAACUUGAUUUUAAAAGAACAUGGGAAUUGAAGGAAGGCUCAUCAUCAUGAUAUAAUUAAAAUUAUAAGAAGCACUAAUGAUUACAUUAUAAUUAUUUUGAGCAUUCAAUGGCAUGAUGUUAAUAAAAAUAUCAAUUAUAA